CGUACAUUCUUUAACGUUAUUCAUUUAAAGUAUAAAAAAGUCUUACAGUCGUAUUUCCAGUUGUUGUUUCUCCUGUGGUUCCCGUUGUCCUCGAAGUGAGUGUCCGCCGCACCGAAAUGAUAAUGUGUGAACAUUGUGUGGAUAUAUGUACGGCAAAAUGUCCAGAUUUCCACGUCUAAAAUCGCACAUUAUGAAGAAAAAUAAACAAACUUCGGGGACAGCUAAGAAAAAAGUGAUCAAAAUUGAAGACAAAGAACCAGAAACUACUGAGAAAGCCCCAGUGAAAGUUGAUUCUUUGGAUGAUGAAGAGCAAGGAUUUGGUGGAUGGCUCAGAUCAUCAGACGGCUUGGAGACUAUGAAACUGUUUGUGAUAGCAAAUAGUAUUGUGAUGCUUACUACCAUCGUCUACCCACACGCUCAAGCAAUCUUUGAGAUCGUUUCGGAUAUGAUUUAUGGCACCGACGUUUUGUACGACGAUUGAAUUGAUUACGUAAACCCUAUUUACAAGGAAUCCUCGAGAGAUCUGACUGUGAAUCUAUAGCAUCGGAACAAAUUCUUAGACGUUUUGUGUUUCCAUAUUUAUGUGGUGAUCCUACCUGAAUUUGGUGGAUGUUCGAAUAUUUACAGCCCUCAUAUUGUAAAACCUCUCCUUUAAAGAGAAGUUUUGGGAAGACUAUAAUACUAUUAUGUUUGUAAGAUUUCGUUUAGACUAGAGUAUGUGGUGCACAAUGCACUUAACACUAUAACAGCGAGCGUACCCCAGUGUCUUAAACAUUUAGCUACUUUUAAAACAGCAAAAACUUUUGUCUAAUAACUUGAAUUUCUUUGUGCGCUCGCUACUUUCUUUUCUCCUGCUUUUAAACUUAAGUGGGCGAUAACUUCUCAGUUUAAAACGUUUAGGUAAGACUUUAAAAUUAUAUUUUGAGAACAUUUCUGUUCUAGUAGAUUUAUGAUACAGCCAUACGAACCAACUCUGAUUCAAAUCUCGUUUUGUAUAUUUAUACUAAGUGAUACAAGAAUAAUUAUUCAUAUUAUAUUUAGUUAAUAGGUCCUCUAUUAAUAUUUUUCUAUAGUUAAGGCUUUUAAACAUAAAAUAAUUUGAUAGUAUACAGUCUCAAUGUCAAGAUCUAAUUUAUAACUUUAAUAGCUUUUUAGACGCCUGUAAUUAGCAACUACUUAAACUAAUUAUACCUAGUACUUAAAGUGUAUGAACCUGACUUGUUAAUGAUCUUAAAAUAUUUACGUCAAAAU
This is a messenger RNA of Spodoptera frugiperda (fall armyworm), 1251 nucleotides long. RefSeq lists its product as uncharacterized. Lineage: Eukaryota; Metazoa; Arthropoda; Insecta; Lepidoptera; Noctuidae. The record is from RefSeq and is a predicted model, not a curated record. The transcript is spliced from 3 exons. Bases 146 to 481 code for a protein of 111 amino acids.